Molecule: messenger RNA, 4814 nt
Organism: Calypte anna (Anna's hummingbird)
Lineage: Eukaryota; Metazoa; Chordata; Aves; Apodiformes; Trochilidae
Gene: BICD2
Product: BICD cargo adaptor 2
Exons: 8
Coding region: 213-2660 (815 amino acids)
Biological process (GO): protein localization to organelle; regulation of microtubule cytoskeleton organization; microtubule anchoring at microtubule organizing center
Cellular component (GO): cytosol; Golgi apparatus
Molecular function (GO): cytoskeletal adaptor activity; dynein complex binding; dynactin binding
Source: RefSeq, a predicted model, not a curated record
GGCAGCGGCGGCGGCGGCAGCGCCGUGAGGGGACGGGAGGUGAGGGGAGGGGAGGUGAGGGGAGGGUCUCGGCGGCGCAGCGCAGCUCAGCGGGUGCCUCGCCCGUUGAUGGGCGCCCGGGCGGGCUGUGCCAUGGCCGCCUGCGGGCCUUGGCGCUCUUAGGAGGGGCAGAGGGGCUGCGCGUCGGCCCUUCCUCCCGCGCCCCCGCCGACAUGUCGCUGAGCAUGGAGGAGGAGGAGUACGGCAGGCUGGUGAUGGAGUCGGAGCCCGAGUGGCUGCGGAGCGAGAUCAAGCGGCUCUUCCAGGAGCUGGGCGAGACCACCCGGGAGAAGAUCCAGGCGGCGGAGUACGGUCUGGCCGUGCUGGAGGAGAAGCAGCAGCUGAAGCAGCAGUACGAGGAGCUGGAGCUGGAGUACGAGACCAUCCGCACCGAGAUGGAGCAGCUGAAGGAGGCUUUUGGGCAGGCUCAUACCAACCACAAGAAGGUAGCAGCAGAUGGAGAGAGCAGAGAGGAGACCUUGAUUCAGGAAUCAGCUACCAAGGAAGAGUACUACAUGAAGAAGGUGAUGGAGUUGCAGACAGAACUGAAGCAACUCAGGAACGUCCUUGCCAACACCCAGUCUGAAAAUGAACGCCUUAAUUCUCUUGCACAGGAACUGAAAGAGGUCAAUCAGAAUGUGGAGAUCCAAAGGGCCCGUCUGCGAGAUGACAUUAAGGAGUACAAGUUCCGAGAAGCACGUUUGCUGCAAGACUACACUGAGCUUGAAGAAGAAAACAUCUGUCUCCAGAAACAAGUGUCUGUCUUGAAGCAAAACCAGGUGGAGUUUGAAGGCCUGAAACAUGAAAUCAAAAGGCUUGAAGAAGAAACAGAAUUCCUGAACAGCCAGCUGGAAGAUGCCAUCCGGCUGAAGGAGAUCUCUGAGCGGCAGCUGGAGGAGGCCUUGGAGACCCUGAAGACAGAGAGGGAGCAGAAGAACAACCUUCGUAAGGAGCUCUCUCACUACAUGAACAUCAACGACUCCAUGUACAACAGUCACCUGAACAUCUCCUUGGAUGGACUCAAGUUCAGUGAUGAAGCCACAGAGCCCAAUAAUGAUGAAAUAAUCAAUGGGUUUGAACAAAACUGUCUCAGCAAACUCAGCAAUGGCAAGAAUAAUACAUCAACACCCAAGAAAAAUGAAAGCUUCCCUCCAGCUCCGAGUCUGGUUUCAGAUCUUCUGAGUGAAUUAAACAUUUCUGAAAUCCAGAAGCUGAAACAACAGCUUGUACAGAUGGAAAGAGAAAAGGUGAACUUGUUAACAACACUCCAGGAAUCUCAGAAGCAGCUGGAAAACACCCGGGGAGCCCUCUCAGAGCAGCAUGAGAAGGUUGGCAGACUCACAGAAAACCUGAAUGCAAUGAAGAAGCUGCAGAUCAGCAAGGAACGUCAGUCUGCCCUGGACAAUGAGAAGGACAGAGACAGCCAUGAAGAUGGGGACUAUUAUGAAGUUGACAUCAACGGGCCAGAGAUUCUGGAGUGCAAGUACAAAGUGGCUGUGGCAGAGAUUACUGACCUAAAAGAAGAGCUUAAAGAUCUUAAGGCCAAAUACAAGGAAUGUGAGUCUAAAUAUGAGGAAGAGAAGGGCAGAUACGAGACUGAGAGCCAAGCUCUGACUGAAAAGAUCACCUCGCUAGAGAAAUCCAGUAGGCACGACAGAGAGCAGGUGGCCAGGCUGGAGAAGGAGCUGAAGAAAGUCAGUGAUGUUGCAGGAGAAACACAGGGCAGCCUCAGCGUGGCCCAAGAUGAAUUGGUCACCUUCAGUGAAGAGCUGGCCAAUUUGUACCACCAUGUCUGCAUGUGCAACAAUGAGACACCAAACAGAGUGAUGCUGGAUUACUACAAGGAAGGCAAAGGUGGACGCAGCAGCCCAGAGACCAAGGGAAGAAGGUCUCCCAUCCUUCUUUCUAAAGGUCUGCUAACUAUAGAGCUGGGAAAGGCAGAGAAUGGGAGCAGUGACAGCAGCCCAUCUCCAGUGUCAUCUUUGCCAUCUCCUGUGUCAGACACUCAGAAGGAGCCCAUGAACAUUUACAACUUGAUCGCUAUAAUCCGGGAUCAGAUCAAACACCUCCAGGCUGCUGUGGACAGAACAACUGAGCUGUCACGCCAGCGUGUGGCCACGCAAGAGCUUGGGCCAGUGGUGGACAAGGACAAGGAAGCUCUCAUGGAAGAAAUCCUGAAGUUGAAGUCCUUGCUCAGCACCAAGAGGGAACAGAUAGCAACUCUGAGAACUGUGCUGAAGGCCAACAAACAGACUGCAGAGGUGGCCCUUGCCAACCUAAAAAGCAAGUAUGAGAAUGAGAAAGCCAUGGUUACAGAGACAAUGAUGAAGCUGAGGAAUGAGCUGAAGGCUUUGAAAGAAGAUGCUGCUACCUUCUCUUCCCUGAGAGCAAUGUUUGCUACGAGAUGUGACGAGUAUGUCACACAGCUGGAUGAAAUGCAGAGGCAGCUUGCAGCAGCUGAGGAUGAGAAGAAGACUCUGAACUCCCUGCUUCGGAUGGCUAUCCAGCAGAAACUGGCCCUGACCCAGCGCCUGGAACACCUGGAGCUGGACCACGAGCAGUCCAAACGGGUGCGCACAAAGUCUGCUUCCAAAGGCAAGGGCAGUAACCCCAGUCUGUAGAGUAGUCCCUGGAGAAGGCCUUUCCAACAGUGCAACAGCAUUUCUUAGCCUCUUUCAGUAUGGUUAGAAGUGGUACCCAUUGCUCACAGAAUGGAAACCACUGACCUGAUAUUAACUUUUGAAUUUACCUUUUCCCAUAUCCUACCUGAAACUUUCCUUUUAUGUCCGAAGCUAUAAAACAAACAAGCUUUACCUGUAAGUGCUGCUGCAGUAAGAAAACUUACAAGUGCUGAAGAAAACCUACUUCAAAUGUAAUGAUCACCAUAUAUUAGUUCAUGAUCUACUAGAAAUGUUUGGAUGGGGGAAUUUCCUAUUUCAUUGCAGAUGCUUUUUUUUUUUUAGUCUGAUUAUUAAAACUGUGCACUUUUGAUAUUUUGACAUAUUUCUUUAGCUUCUUUAAUUCCUUAUGUAGAAGAGUUUAUAUAACUGUAGUGGUUUGUGCUCUUAGCCUCUCCAGUUUUGCCUUGUGAUUUUUUUUUUUUAUUUUAUUUCAUUUUUAAUGAUACAACAACACGUGGCAGAGAUUUUGGGGGGGCUUUAGAUUGUGAUUAGAAAAGAGUUUCAACAGAAAACGGGAGCUCUGCUAAACUGUGCUGUGCUUCAGCAUUUUUUUUAAAUAUUAUAAAUCUUAAGCUUUUUAUUUUUAUUUUAUUGAUUUUUUUUUUUUUUUGAACUGCCAUAUUCAUUAAGAAAUCCAGGGUAUUAAAAUUCUGGGGUUUUUUUCAUAUUGUAUUAUUAUUCUUAGGAAUAGUUCAGUGUAACAAGAAGAAAACUUGACUUUGCUCUGGUUAAAACAGUAAUAGGCACUUGAAAAAAAUAUUACAUAAGUAGUAUUACCUAUAAAUUCCAGAAUUCCUGGGUUUUAGGAAGUUGAAGUAUUAUUGAUUAACAGAAUUUUAUACAACUAUACCAGUUAAAUUCCAAAUUGGAAUUGUUUUGUUACUUUUUCAUUUUAUUGUGCCAAAUUAUGGUACAUUUAGAAAGAAAAAUUCUAAAGUUGUCAAGGAUAGGGUGUUACACCUUUCUGUCAUUAAUUAUUGCCAGUAGUGCCUUGAAUAAUUUUAAGGGAGACUCUUAGGAUAGCUCAGUGAAAGUCCUGUGGCUUAGGAGGGAUGGGAUGGCUGGUUUGGGACUCAGUACAGACAUGGAGCAAUAAGUGCAAAGUGAACUCCCCUUCUGCACAUGUUAAUGGGUAGUCUUACUCUAGAGAGUAUUGUAUUCAAGGGAUUGUAAAGAAUUCUGUUAGUCAAUGAUAUUUCUUCAGGCAAAUCCUUUCAAAUUCAGGGGUAUAGAGAGAAAAAAAAAACACACAAAAAACAAAACCCAACAACUUAACCAACCCCAAAUCCGCUUUGGGAACCAAAUGGACUCGUUGAACAAAUGAGCAAAAUGCAUCAACACGUUUGUGGUGACAGUGCAGAGGUUGUAUCAGGAAUAUUGGUGUUCUUUAGCUUUGUCUGGUGGUGGAUGCAGUUAAGCAUAGUAUUGUUUGCAAAUGUGAACAAGAAAACAUUGGUAUCUUCUCUUGCAUGUUGUAUCUAAUCAUCGUGCUUUCAGGAAACAGAAACAGAAGUGCAUCAACAAGCUGUACCUCCCUACUGCUUGUUGAGGCUCACAGGAAUGAUUAAAUUGGUACUUAUGGGGGGGAGCCUUCCCACCCCUCAAAAAAAGUACAAAUUGAAAUAAUAUUGACAGCAGGGAAAAGCUUUCUGUUUGCUGGAAAAAACCCCCCACAUUAUUAUUCCUAGAUGUGUGGGGACUUAUCUUUCCAUCUUCUGUUACAGUAUUGAUUCAUAAGAACUAUUGUUACAUUUAAAAUGACUACAUUUGUAUGUGGGUAUUUAUUUGAAAUGAUGUCAAAGUACUGUAUUAAGUUUUAUGUGCAUUACCUUUUAGUGGUGGAUUGGUCUCCAUGUAAUAUCAUAUGCAUGUAUUUUUGCCAAGUAACCUUUACACAGAUACGGGGAGGGAAGUUAAAGAGAAAAUGUGGGAACUUCUUAAAAGUAUAACUGUGUGUUAAUUGGAUAACCAUAGGUGGCGUAGAGGGCAAAACAUUACUUCCAAAUUAAUAUAAAAGCAUUUAAUGUAGGAAAGCAAUCUGCCUGCAUAAAGGUAUAGUCACAUUGGCAGUAUCAAUAAAAGAGAAAAGGAAUC